AUGGCAACAUCCAGUGGUGGUGUUCCCCCAGGGUUUCGAUUCCACCCUACCGACGAAGAGCUGCUUCACUACUAUUUGAAGAAGAAGGUGUCCUUUCAGAAGUUUGACAUGGAGGUCAUCAGAGAGGUCGACUUGAACAAGAUGGAACCUUGGGAAUUGCAAGAAAGAUGUAGAAUUGGGUCGACUCCGCAAAAUGAGUGGUACUUCUUUAGCCACAAAGACAGGAAGUAUCCAACAGGGUCAAGGACGAAUAGGGCAACAAACGCUGGGUUUUGGAAGGCAACAGGGAGAGACAAGUGCAUCAGAAACACAUACAAGAAGAUCGGAAUGAGGAAAACCCUGGUUUUCUAUAGAGGACGAGCCCCUCAUGGCCAAAAAACUGACUGGAUUAUGCACGAGUACCGCCUUGAAGAUGGCGAUGAUCCUCAAGGAAAUUUAUCUAGUGAAGAUGGAUGGGUGAUAUGUAGGGUGUUUAAGAAGAAGAAUUUGUUCAAGGUAACUGGGAAUAAUGAAGGAGGAAGCUCAAGCAUGAACUCAUCAGACCAUCAUCAUCAUCAACAGCUGACUAUGAACACCAAUCAAUUGCAAGCUCGCACCUUCAUGCAUGCACAUAGCAGCAGGUCAGACAAUCAGUACCUACUACGCCAACAAGCCUUUGAACUAAACAGACCUCAUGAUCACGAUCAAGAUCAGGAUCAGUUGCCACCCUCCCUCCACUAUGCCCACCUCAAUUUGCAGCCUCCUCCUCAAUACUCACUUUUCCACUCUCAGGCCCUUAACAUACCAACAACUAACUCCCACAAAACCCUAGCUGCAUAUAAUGACUAUUCUGCCCUCCCUUCCGACUCGUCACCUGGCCAUGGCAUGGUUAAGCAGCUCAUGACCAACCCCAGAGACUGCGAGAGCACUGGCAGCGAGAGCCUCCGGUACCAAGCGUGCGAACCGGGACUGGAAGUUAACGACAGCGCGUGCGAACCAAAUCAGCAAACGAUGGUUAAUGCAGGAGGAAGAUCAUCAGAUGAUCAAGGCAUGAGUGAAUGGGCUAUGCUGGACCGGCUUGUGACUUCUCAUCUUGGAAAUGAAGACUCGACGUCCAAAGGUGGAGCUUCUGCGAGGUAUGAUCAGGACGGGAAUGGAUCAUCUACUGUCAACCAGAUUAACCAGCAGCAACAGCAACAGCAGCUCUCUUUGCGUGGAGAGAUGGAUUUUUGGGGCUACGCAAAAUAG
This is a messenger RNA of Fragaria vesca subsp. vesca, 1227 nucleotides long. RefSeq names its product protein BEARSKIN1-like. The record is from RefSeq and is a predicted model, not a curated record. Gene Ontology annotation, biological process: regulation of DNA-templated transcription. The coding region runs from base 1 to 1227 and encodes 408 amino acids. Lineage: Eukaryota; Viridiplantae; Streptophyta; Magnoliopsida; Rosales; Rosaceae. Gene Ontology annotation, molecular function: DNA binding. The transcript has 3 exons.